AUGGCUGCUGGAGGGAGAGACCCUGGUGCUGGCCAUGUGGAGGAAGAAGCCUCGCAGCUUGUCUUUCCCAGAGAGUUUGAAACAGCACAAACUCUCCUCAAUUCAGAAGUGCACAUGCUGCUAGAGCAUCGAAAGCAACAGCAUGAAAGUGGGCAGGAUGCACGAGGACUUCCAUUGGUUUUCUGGAAAACUUUAGAUUAUGCUGCCCGCUUUAGUCGUUUUCAAAACAGGGAAACCAUUGCUAGUGUUCGGGGCUUGUUACUCCAGAAGAAGCUCCACAAGUUUGAGUUGGCUGCUUUAGCAAACCUUUGUCCUGAGACAGCAGAGGAGGCCAAGGCUCUGAUUCCAAGCCUAGCCGGUCGAUUGGAAGAUGAAGACUUGCAAGAGGUCCUUGAUGAUAUUCAGACCAAGAGGAGCUUCCAGUAUUAA
This is a messenger RNA of Monodelphis domestica (gray short-tailed opossum), 429 nucleotides long. Lineage: Eukaryota; Metazoa; Chordata; Mammalia; Didelphimorphia; Didelphidae. The record is from RefSeq and is a predicted model, not a curated record.